GGUUGCGGUGCUUACCGUACUCUACUCUAGCGUCGAUGAUGCCAAAUGUUUGCCUCGACGUCGAUCCUUCACGACCUUCACGACGACGAAGAUGGCUUUCUUCCCCACAGAUGCACUCCGGCAUGUCUGGUGCCGAAUGAACCGUAUAGGCUCCGCCGAGGGUCCCCACAUCCCGCUUGCGACCCGCUUUUUCCACAAGCUAGAAUCGCGAUGUCUGUAGCUGCAUGGAAGGGUUUGAUCUUGUCGAAAACAGCUGCAGAAUCACGAUUGGCACGCGGCACGCCCCGAGCAGACGCAGUGUACAACCAUUAUCUGAACCCUGGGAACCGUUGCUGAGGCCCCUUCCCUCCCUAUACCCCGCCUGACACGUCCGUCUGGUGCCGCUCCCGAGGUAGCUAGCGGUGCGCGGUGGUUCCAAUUCCAUAAAGACCCUCUACAUCUACAUCUCGUAGUCCAGCAGCCAGACAGCACAAUCAUCACCACCAUGGCGUUCACAAUCCUCCUCAUUGCGCUGUUCCCAGUGCUGUACUACCUCCUUCCAUACCUCGCCGACGACAAGAAACUUCGCCGCUUUCCCUCCCCGUUCCCCGCCGCUUUCUCGGAAUUUUGGCUCUUCUACCAGGCCCGCCGCGGACGUAGAUACCUCGCUGUCCACGCCGCCCACGAGAAGUACGGAAGAUUCGUUCGCGUUCAGCCAAAGCACGUUUCCGUUGCCGACUCCGCCGCCAUUCCGGCCAUCUACGGUCAUGGAACUGGGUUCACGAAAUCUGAGUACUACGACAGCUUUGUCUCUAUCGCCCGCGGGCUGUUCAACACCCGUGACCGCGCCGAGCACACACGCAAGCGUAAGACGGUGUCACAUAUUUUCUCGACCAAGAGCGUGCUGCAGUUUGAGCCGUUUAUUCAUCACAACCUCGAGCUCCUGGCGAAACAAUGGAACAAGAUGUCGGACCGCCCAGACCUGCCCGGCGGGUUCCACAAGCUUGAUUGUUUGCAUUAUUUCAACUACCUGGCUUUUGAUAUCAUCUCGGAUUUGACCUUUGGCGCACCUUUCGGCAUGCUCGAGUCGUGCAAAGACGAGGCGGCGGUGAAGGAUCCGCGCACCGGCAAAGUGACCACCGCUCCCGCCAUCGAAGUCCUUAACCGUCGCGGUGAGGUAUCUGGCACGCUCGGAUGUGUCCCCUGGGUCAAGAAAUACGCCAAAUACAUCCCGGACAAGUUUUUCACUCAAGGCAUCAAAGCCGUCGAAAACCUCGCGGGUAUCGCCAUUGCACGUGUCAGCGAGCGAUUGGACCAUGGAAAAGGAGCAGGCCGCGAGGACCUCCUCAAGAAACUGAUGGACGGCCGCGACGGCGACGGCAACCCCCUCGGCCGCAAGGAAACCGAAGCCGAAGCCCUGACCAUGCUUAUCGCCGGAUCCGACACGACUAGCAACACGCUCUGCUCCCUCAUGUUCUGGGUCCUGCGCACCCCCGGCGUCCUCCAAACCCUCCAGAAAGAACUCGACGCCGCCCUCUCGCCCCAUGGCGAAUGGGAAAUUCCCCGCUAUGGUGCCGUAAAGGACCUCCCCUACCUCCGCGCCGUCAUCAACGAGACUCUCCGUAUCCACUCGACUUCCUCGCUCGGUCUUCCCCGCCUCGUCCCGCCGGAGGGCGCAACCGUCUGCGGCGAAUUCUUCACCGGCGGAACGGUCCUCUCGGUUCCCGCGUACACGAUCCACCACUCCACCGAGGUCUGGGGCGAGAACGCUGAGGAGUUCGUUCCCGAGCGGUGGUUCGACCUUACCGCGCUGCAGAAGAGGAGCUUCAUCCCGUUCUCGACGGGUCCCAGGGCGUGUGUCGGACAGAAUCUGGCGGAGAUCGAGAUGACGACUAUUGUGGCGACGGUGUUUAGUGGCUGGGAGUGGAAGUUUGCCGAGGGAGAGCUCCAGGGCCUUCCCGGCGCGGAGUUGAACACGUGUGAGGGGUUCUUGAGGAAGCCGCUUGGUGUUGAGGUGGGAGUCAAGAGGAGAAGGGCGUAGAAGGAAGUUUCUUUGGGACGAUGGAUCAUGGAAUUGCUUGUUUUUAUCUCUGCUAGAGACGCUGUUUAUGGACUGGAAGUUCGUGCGAAUGAAAGUGAUUGGACCAUUCUGCUGUGCGAAGUGCCGCGAGAGAAAUGAAGGUGCAUAGAUUCUAAUCGCCAGUGUUCCCGCCAUAUGUGAAAUAGAUAAACCAUCCCUAAUGCUUGGAGCAGCCAGUCGGAGAAACAGCGCAUUAGGUACCUCCGGUAUC
Messenger RNA from Tricharina praecox, 2270 nucleotides. RefSeq names its product cytochrome P450 3A3. NCBI's taxonomy places the organism in Eukaryota, Fungi, Ascomycota, Pezizomycetes, Pezizales, Pyronemataceae. Gene Ontology annotation, molecular function: heme binding; iron ion binding; monooxygenase activity. The transcript is spliced from 3 exons. The coding region runs from base 485 to 2020 and encodes 511 amino acids. The record is from RefSeq and is a predicted model, not a curated record.